AUACUAUAUAAAUACGUAUAUCAAUAGUUAUGUAGUUACUAAAACCUUAGUGAAACCAAUUUGUGUGCAUUUGAUACGUCGAAAAGCCCUAAAAACUUAAACGCUAACUUUUGUUUACAUAUACAUAUAUGUACGCACGUUCCGUGCUGCUGCUUACACACACACAUGCACACAUACAGGCAAAAAUUCACAUGCUUAUGUCCCCGCCCCGCGAAUCGUGAUAGUGAACCCAUCUACAUAGACGAGUGUAUGGCUGUAUGUGACUGUGACUAUACGUAUGAAACAUAUGUGAUUUCUGCAAAUGUUUUAGUGAAAGAAAAAAACAUUAAUUGAUGUGUUUGUUGCAUAUUGUCGUCUUGUAAUAUUCGGUUUGCUUCAUUCUGUUCCAUUGCGUUGCUCUCGUUUAGCGUGCUUUGGCUCAUUCUCUAAACGUUCGUUUUGUUCAUUCGUUGUGUCUUUCGUGUGCCGUCUAUGUCAAGUUAUUCACCACACUUUAUGCGCCUCUCGCUCGCACACUCUCAGUUGCUCAGCUGUAUGGCACGCUCUCCUUCUCUCUGUCAUCAUCUCUUGUCAUUUACCGCUGCAGCAAAAGAAAAUCGGUCCAGCCUCAAUUCUUUUUGAUUGGAGACGAGAGCUGUUAAGGACAUAACCUGCAGCAUUAGAAUUUAAUUUUUAAUUAAUUUGUUUGAUUUUCUUUAUUUGCUCACGCAUUGCAUGUUAAUCAUUUCGCUGCGAACUAACAAUUCAAUUGGCUUUCAUUGGAAAAUCGAAUCAAAUUGAAAUUCUUAUUUUAAUUUUUUUUGUGGAAUUGCAUCGGCUGCACGACAAUUGCAAAUAAUCAGAAUAACAUUAAAAUGGAUAUGAAUGUUUUUUGGAACGAUUCAGAAUCGGAGGGCGAUUCGGGCCGCGGCUCGAAUUGGAGCGAAACCCUGAGUGACUUGACCAACGAUAGCGUCCAGCAAAUGCCAUCUGCUGCCGAGAAUGGUCCAGAACAAUUAGCCCUUCUAUGUAACGAUAGAAUCUAUAACCUGGUGCCUGAUGGCGAUUAUGAUCACAUUGAAGCGGAGCUAGAGAAGUGUACGCUGACGAUUGACUUGUCCGAGGUGGAUGAUGAGGAAGCCAAUUCAAAUCCGGCUCUUGCUCUUAGCGAUCCCGAAACCAUUGAUCAAGUUGCUGAGGAAACUGAGGAGGCUGAACUGGCUCCGGCUGAUACCGAGCCGCCCGUAUCCCUUCACAUGAUUCAGCCAUCUUACACCGUUGUCUAUACGCUUUGCAAAUGCGUCUAUGAUAACAACAAUAAGUUGGUAUCGAGCAAAAUUGCCCAUACCGAAGCAUAUCCAUGCUAUAAUCUACCCGAUGACGACAAUAAUGGGGCCGAGAAUGAGGUCAAUGGGGGAUUCGAAUGUGUGUUCUCCGAUGACGACUUUGAUGCCAAUAACUACUAUGAUGGCAAUGGCGGCUAUGAUGCCAAUAACGAAUAUGAUGUCAAUGAUGUUGCUAAUGGCAAUGACGAUACUAAUUUCAAUGGCUUUGCUGAUGUCAAUGACAAUGCUAGUAUCAAUGGCGAGACUGAUGCCAAUGCCUAUGGUACUGGUAACAUCAAUCUCAAUGGUAUCGAUGGUAUAUAUAAUGCUGAUGAUGAUAUUGGCGAUGGCUAUGAGGAUGAUGACGAUGAUUUCAUUGAACGUACUCCAUUCAAACGCAGGCGACUUGAUUCCCUCCCAUAAUGCCAUUAACCCUAUAGCACUGCUUCAC
Drosophila arizonae is the source of this 1755-nucleotide messenger RNA. RefSeq lists its product as uncharacterized. NCBI's taxonomy places the organism in Eukaryota, Metazoa, Arthropoda, Insecta, Diptera, Drosophilidae. The record is from RefSeq and is a predicted model, not a curated record.